This is a messenger RNA of Ictalurus furcatus (blue catfish), 3083 nucleotides long. RefSeq names its product apelin receptor b (gene aplnrb). Gene Ontology annotation, biological process: immune response; G protein-coupled receptor signaling pathway. NCBI's taxonomy places the organism in Eukaryota, Metazoa, Chordata, Actinopteri, Siluriformes, Ictaluridae. The record is from RefSeq and is a predicted model, not a curated record. The coding region runs from base 1141 to 2211 and encodes 356 amino acids. Gene Ontology annotation, cellular component: membrane. Gene Ontology annotation, molecular function: G protein-coupled receptor activity. The transcript has a single exon.
UAACAUAUAUAACCACACUAAUUAUACAUAUUAAAAGUAUUUCUUUUUAUAUUUUAUAUACACCCAUGUUUUCUUGGGUGAAUCUCAUUGGGUGAAAGUAUGAGAACAAGCAUUACUACUAUACUUCUCCUUUCCUCUUCCGUUUCUUUAUAAUAAUAAUUUUUUUUUUAAAAACCCCAAAAUGACUUAAUUUCCAUGCAGUUAUAAACUCUGUUUGUCCUUUCUGUGUUUAUUUUGCUGAAAAGAAAUCCUGUGUGUCCUGGUCUUGUUCAGGCAGGAAAGGCAAUGAAACUGACAUCUCCGCAAGUGUAAUGGUGUGUUUUGCCGGUGGCAUUGGCAUGGAAAUGGAGAGAGGAUUUUGUUUUUCCUGAAUAGGCCGUCGUUCACACGCCAACCAUCGGCUAUUAUGAUCCGAGUUGAUCUCUAUAGGGCAAAAACCUCGCGUCCUGACUUGUCCUAACAAGUCCACUCUCAUGCUUUUUGGAUGUACACUUUGCUUUGGCAACAACCCAGACAUUUCCUUAUCCAUUUUACAAGCUUGAUUUUAAUUAUGUAUUGUUACAUGGCAAAAUGUUUUGUUGGUUUUGUUUUUUUUGAAAAGAAAAGAAAAGAAAAAGAACAAACAACUAAUUAGUGUUUUAUUUGUAACCUAAAAGAACACAUCUGAAAGUGCUGAUUGGCAACAUAAGGUUUAUUGUUUUAUUAGUUUAUCUAAUAAUAUAAAAGUUAAUUGCAGCUUUUUUCUGUUUUUUUUUUUUUUAAAUGUUAUUUUCUGUAGCAAGAUUUGAUCUAUUUGAUAACUUUAGCUUUAUUUUCUUAUAGCUGUAAAACAUGUGUAAUAAGCAUGAAUCAUUUGCUCCCAUGUGCAAACGAAUGGAGUUUACAAUAAAGAAAAGCAAGGGAGGCGGGCAGGAGGGCGGAGGCGAGAGGAGAGAGGAGAGAGGAGGGGUGCCGGGGUUAGGGGGCUUUAAAAAGGCAGCGUGUCCCUCUCAGAGAGCAUUCAUACUUGGACUCGCUUGAAGAAGGAGCUCUCUACUGGCUUGUCCCUCACUGCUGAUUCAGGACAGAGCUGAUUCGCGAGCUUCACACUCUGAAACUUGAUCGACACGGCUUCUGGGCUUUUUGACACUCGGAGACAUCAUGGAUAAGGAUACGGACGACUACGCGGACUACAUGUACGAGAUGGACAAUCUGAACAACUCGUGCGAGUACGAAGAAUUGCAAGUGUCUUACUCUCUCAUCCCCGUCCUCUACAUGCUCGUCUUCAUCCUGGGCCUUUCGGGGAACGGUGUGGUCAUCUUCAUCGUGUGGAAGGCAGAGAGCAAGCGCCGGGCGGCGGACGUCUACAUCGGGAACCUGGCUCUGGCGGACCUGACGUUUGUGGUGACCCUGCCACUGUGGGCCGUGUACUCGGCGCUGAAGUAUCACUGGCCGUUUGGUGUAGCUCUGUGCAAGCUCAGCAGCUACAUAGUGAUACUCAAUAUGUACGCCAGCGUCUUUUGCCUCACCUGCCUCAGCUUGGACCGAUACCUGGCCAUCGUGCGCUCUCUGAGAAGCUCGCAGCUCCGAACCCGUGGACGAAUGAGGGCCUCGCUCAUCGCCAUUUGGGUUCUCUCAGGCACACUGGCGUCACCCACACUGCUCUUCCGCACCACAUCGUACAAUAAGUUGACCAACCACACCUCCUGCGUCAUGGAUUUCAGCCUCGUGGCGUCCAACCAGACCGAGAACCUUUGGAUCGCCGGAUUGGGCAUCUCGUCCACGGCUUUUGGGUUCCUAAUCCCGUUGCUGGCCAUGAUGGUGUGCUACGGCUUCAUCGGCUGCACCGUGAAACGACACUUCAACAAGAACCUCCGCAAAGAAGACCAGCGCAAGCGACGCCUCCUGAAGAUCAUCACGACGUUGGUGGUGGUGUUCGCCACCUGCUGGAUGCCCUUCCACCUUCUCAAGAGCAUGGACUCCCUCUCCUACCUGGGAGUUUUGCCUGAUUCCUGCUCCCUGCUCAACUUCCUGCUCUACGCUCAUCCGUACACCACCUGCCUCGCUUACCUCAACAGCUGCCUUAACCCGUUUCUCUACGCUUUCUUCGACCUGCGUUUCAGAUCCCAGUUUUUGUGCCUCCUGAACCUGAAAAAGGCGCUGCACCAGAGCCCGGCGAGUUCUCUCUCCUCGCAAAAGACUGAAGCCCAAUCUCUAGCCACAAAGGUGUGAAGUACAGAGAAUUUUACGAGAGGAAGUCAUCUCGUUCGAGCCUUCGCAACCUGACGGUAAAUGGACAAGCAACCAUAGACUCUCGCUUGUGUAGACCUUGAGAGACUGCUCUAAUUUUUUUUUUAUCCUUUUUUGAUGAGCACAUCGGUGCGGUCUGAAUACCCCAAAGUUUUCUGGUUUUCCAGUGCCAGUCUCUUUGGCAUCGCUUCCAGAGAUCAGAGCCCACGGACAGCUGCGUUCCAGACGUUAGCGUCGGACGCAGACCUCGUAGACUCCAUGCGGACUCCUUAAGGGACCCGGUGCUGAUGGAGGAAGCCUAGUGGGUGGUCUGUGCAACUUACAAGAGAUAUUUGCUCUCACUCGACUUUGGCCAAUGAGCGCCUCCAUAAUUUUAUCGCUUCAUUUCUUAAGCACUUGGUCAUUCAUAGAUAAGGGUUGUGUCCCAGUGUCUCCUACUGAGCAAUUUACUUGUUGUCUUCAUCACUGGGGAUCAGACUAUUGGGAGGGAGGGUGGGAGGUGGGGGGUUUACGGUGCGUCAGCCGAGAAGAAGUGUUGCAGCUUGAUUAAAGAGUUGCGUGUGUGUGUGUGUGUGUGUGAGAGUGUGUUUGGGGGACUCAGAAUGCCAGAUGGCAACUGACAAAUGCUGUCGGAGGAGGGCGAGUUAAUAAGUGGCAGCUUUUACAAAUGACAGACUGCUGUGUCUGUGUGUGUGUGUGUGUGUGUGUGUGUGUGUGUGUGUGUGUGUACAUUUAUGAAAUGUAAUGGGUAGCUAACUUUCAUGAACUUCUCAUUUUUCAUGAAUUGAUCACCUGCUGUAUGACACUACUAUGAAAUCCUUUGUAAAUAAAAUGUUUAUUCCACUGAAAACUCA